AAAACUCCAUUUGCAAUAGGAUUAAUCUUACUAAUCCAAACAUCUUUAAUUUCUGUAACAUCAGGAAUGUUAAAUAUAAGAUUUUGAUACUCAUAUAUUUCAUUUAUAAUAAUAAACUAUUUAUUCAUUACACUAAUUAUUGUUCUAAAAAUUUCUAAUAUCAGUUUAGGACCUUUACGAAAAACUUUCUAAUGUUACCUUUACGUUUAAAAAAUAGUUUAUUAAAAAUUAUAAAUAGAUCUUUAGUAGAUUUACCAACACCAUCGAAUAUUAAUUCAAUAUGAAAUUUUGGUUCAUUGUUAGGAUUAUGUUUAGUAACCCAACUAAUUACAGGUAUUUUUUUAGCUAUACAUUAUACACCUAAUAUUCAAAUAGCAUUUAAUAGAAUUAUUCAUAUUUACCGAGAUAUUAAUAAUGGUUGAAUAAUCAAAAAUUUACAUGCAAAUGGUGCUUCUAUAUU
Molecule: messenger RNA, 460 nt
Organism: Neodiprion fabricii
Lineage: Eukaryota; Metazoa; Arthropoda; Insecta; Hymenoptera; Diprionidae
Product: NADH-ubiquinone oxidoreductase chain 6-like
Exons: 2
Source: RefSeq, a predicted model, not a curated record